UCCCAACAAUCAGCAUUCCUCAGUUGUUGUGCAGUGAGUUGUGUUUUUGUGGCACUACUACUGAGUCAUGUGGAGUCAUUGUUUUGUUUUGUGUCUAGCAACCCAUUGUUUCUUUCCUGGGACGAGAGCUUUGCAGAUCGUCGAAGCUGAUUCUCCGGAUGACAACGCCCCAACGCCGGAGAUCGCCCGUCACCAUGGGUAUCUCUGCGAGACCCACCGAGUAACAACAGAAGACAAAUUUAUCCUUCAGAUCCAUCGGCUACCAGGCGGUAAAUCCACGGUACUCAACACGUCGCUGACACCGGUGCUGCUUCAGCACGGACUGCUCGACAGCUCGGCAGCAUGGGUCAUCAGUGGACCCGACAAAGCCCUAGGGUAUCUGCUGGCUGACCAGGGUUACGACGUAUGGAUGGGAAACGCCCGCGGGAAUAUCUACUCCAAGGCUCACGAGACGUUGCAUCCGGAUGACCCAAAUUUCUGGAACUGGACCUGGGACGAGAUGGGCCGCUACGACCUCCCGGCGGUGAUAGACUACAUACUGCAAGUGACUGGUCACCAGCAGAUCCUCUACAUCGGCCACUCCAUGGGCACCACCAUGUUCUUCGUGCUGUGCAGCUCCAGGCCGGAAUACAACACUAAAGUGCGUUACAUGGCGGCCCUCGCCCCUGUGGCCUACAUGGGCCACACCACCAGCCCCCUUCGCUACCUGGCUCCGUACGCUCAGUCUUUCGAGAGGAUUGCAGAUUUCUUCGGUAAUGGAGAAUUCUUGCCAAGAAACGCCUUUAUCAAUUACAUCUUCAGAUAUUCCUGUGAAGCUUUCAGAUUUGAAGAGAGAAUUUGUGAAAACUACCUUUUUCUUAUUUGCGGACAUGAUCCCGAGCAAUUCGAUGAGAAUCUCUUACCCAUGAUUCUGGGGCAUGUUCCGGCUGGAGCAUCAACCAAGACGCUGGUGCAUUACGCUCAGGAAAUAAAAUCAAAUCAUUUUCCAGCAAUACGACUACGGGGCUGUACAGUAGAGUCGUGUAGAGGAUCACACUACGGGUCUGAGAGAGAUAUUAUUCUGUACAAUAGCACAACUCCACCGCUGUACAAACUGUCCAAGGUCUCAGUUCCUGUAUCGCUGCACUAUGGAGAUAACGACCUGUUGGCGAGACCCAUGGUAAGUAUCUUAGUUGAAGGUAGAGGCGUGUUUGUUUAUACUACGGGGCUGAGAGGAAUAUUAUUCUGUACAAUAGCACAAACUCCACCGCUCACAACUCCACCGCUGUACAACCUGUCCAAGGUCUCAGUUCCUGUAUCGCUGCUGCACUAUGGAGAUAACGACCUGUUGGCGAGACCCAUGGUCUCAGUUCCUGUAUCGCUGCACUAUGGAGAUAACGAACCUGUUGGCGAGACCCAUGCUCCUUGUUUAGUCAGUUUGAAGAAUCCUGUAGGGAUGUUUCGCGUAAACUUAUCCUCAUUCAACCAUUUGGACUUCCUGUGGGGCCGUGACGCCAGGACUUUGGUCUACUCCAAGAUACAGUCUCUGAUGGGGGAAUACUCCACAUUCUGUUCCAGCCCCGAUAACCUUGCAUAGAGAUGCGUCUAAAAAGUAAUCUUCAGUCCACUACACCAACGACAUCUCUGUCGAGAAACCAUGUUUUAUCAAAAGUACAAUCAUUUACUGAUAACUUAAUUAGUAAUUAUUUAAAAUAAAUAUAGAAUCCGAUAUUAAGAAUUACAUAAACUCUUACGAUUUAGAUUAUAGUGUUAUUGAUUUUGUAUGCAUAGCUUUUCAUGGUUAAAUUUUUACAUUACUUAAGUAGUAGUGCAUAUUAUUUAUUUUAUUAGUUUAUUAUUUUGUAAAAAAUAAAUACGAUUACAAGUA
Homalodisca vitripennis (glassy-winged sharpshooter) is the source of this 1867-nucleotide messenger RNA. RefSeq names its product lipase 3-like. NCBI's taxonomy places the organism in Eukaryota, Metazoa, Arthropoda, Insecta, Hemiptera, Cicadellidae. The record is from RefSeq and is a predicted model, not a curated record. Gene Ontology annotation, biological process: lipid metabolic process. Bases 68 to 1576 code for a protein of 502 amino acids. The transcript has 11 exons.